AUGUCCAACUCCACCACAACAAUGGUCUUUCUCCUCAUGGAGUUUCCUGGCAUGCGGGAUCUACAGGUUUUCUAUGCCAUGAUCUUCUCUCUGAUUUAUCUGAUGACUAUAAUGGGAAACCUUUUCAUUGUAGUGGUCACCACUCUUGACAAGAGCCUUUACACACCCAUGUACUUCUUCCUGAGGAACCUGUCCAUCCUGGACUCCUGCUACAUUUCUGUCACUGUCCCUAAAUUCUGCAUGAACUCCCUGCUGGGCACAAGCUCCAUUUCAAAGGCAGGAUGUGUAGCUCAGGUCUUCCUUGUGUUAUUCUUUGCAUUUGUAGAGUUACUAUUUCUCACCAUCAUGGCUCAUGACCGCUUUGCAGCCAUCUGCAGACCCCUCCAUUACCCUGUGAUCAUGAGUCCUCACCUGUGUGUACAUAGCACACUAGUCUCUCUGCUCAGUGGCCUCAUCUAUGCAGCCCUGCACACCAUCAAGACCUUCCAACUGCCCUUCUGUCACUCCCAUGCUGUUCAGCAGCUUUUCUGUGAUGUCCCUUCUCUGCUGAAGCUGUCUUGUUCUGACACCUUCUACAACCAGAUCAUGAUGCUAAUCUCUGGAUCGGUUUUUGGUGGUGGCUGUUUCAUUUACAUCAUCAAGUCUUACAUUCACAUCUUUUCUACCGUGCUCAGGUUUCCAGUGGGAGCAGAUAGGAAGAAGGCCUUUUCCACCUGUGUCCCACACAUUCUCGUGGUGUCUGUCUUCCUCAGCACAGGCUCUUAUGUCUACCUGGGACCCUCUGCAAUGUCUGCUGGAGUCUUGAGGAUGAUCCUGUCUGUGUUCUACUCUGUAGUUCCUCCCCUCUUCAACCCUAUUAUCUACAGUCUCAGAAAUGAACAGAUAAAAUAUGCCAUCAGGAAACUCAUGACAAGAAUGUUCUAUUCAGAAUGUGUAUUGAGAAUUAAGGGGGGAUUUCUGUUUCAUAGUAGUCAUAGUCAUGCUUUUGGCAAUAAAAGCAAAUAA
Messenger RNA from Fukomys damarensis (Damara mole-rat), 1005 nucleotides. RefSeq names its product olfactory receptor 14C36. Gene Ontology annotation, molecular function: G protein-coupled receptor activity; olfactory receptor activity. The record is from RefSeq and is a predicted model, not a curated record. The transcript has a single exon. Gene Ontology annotation, cellular component: membrane. Gene Ontology annotation, biological process: G protein-coupled receptor signaling pathway. Bases 1 to 1005 code for a protein of 334 amino acids. NCBI's taxonomy places the organism in Eukaryota, Metazoa, Chordata, Mammalia, Rodentia, Bathyergidae.